Molecule: messenger RNA, 2348 nt
Organism: Megalopta genalis
Lineage: Eukaryota; Metazoa; Arthropoda; Insecta; Hymenoptera; Halictidae
Source: RefSeq, a predicted model, not a curated record
UUUCACGCAAACCUGUUAAAAUGAUCCCUCAAAAUCACGUGUAAAUUAACCAAACGGAGUCGGCCGUUUCGGGACACACAUUUCAUUAUGAUCCUGAUACAUUGGCGUUGAAUCAAAAUGUCACGCUCAUUGAACACGUCCAGAACCGCGGUCGACGUGAACCGGAAACCAUCCAAAAUGCUGAAAUGUAAGCGGUCGGCCAGCGGUACGGGACGUAAAUCCUUGUCGAACAUGGAAAUCGUAGCUCGAUUAAUGGGUGGCGCGGACAUAUCGGAACCUGCGGAAGAAACGUCGAGCGUGUCGGAGGACAAAGUUUCAGAAUUGGUGACCACUGUGGAGAGCAGAGGAGAGUCCGUCGCUUCGCAAGCUGCGAAACCCGCGACCACGGGCGGACCGUGCUGCACUUGUAUCGCACAGGUGCCAGGGUCCGUUGGAGACAAGAAGAUGGACGAAAUGAUCGACUUCGUGCAGGAGAACUUGCAAGAAGCCGGUAAAGCAUUGGCCACCUUAGGCGAGAACUUUGAACACGAUUCAAAGCUGAUGUUCGUCGACAUACUCGGUCGGAUUCAACAAUGGACGGCUAUAGUUGAGAAGAAGUUGGAGGACUGCAAGAAGGCGCUCGAAAAAAUGCGCAGGGAGCUGAUGGCGCGGCUUUGCGAGAUCGAGAAUCUGAAGAAGAAGUUGGCGGAAUGCGAGGCGGAACGCGACGCGGAACGCCAUGCGGAGCACAAAGAGACGGUGGUGGAACCAGAGGUGCAAGAGAAGGAAAUUGAAGAAGAGCCUGUGAUACAAGAUUCCAAGGCUGAGGUAAUUGCCGAGCAACGAAGUGUCGAACCGCCGCCGCCGCCGCCGCCGAUGCAAACUGUGGAGAUCGUUUGCACCGACGCGGCCAUUCAAUCGAUCAUGAAGGACAAGGACAGAAUGAGACGAGAGCUCGAGCUGGAAGCGGAAAUAACGCGGCUGAAGAGGGAGAACCAGCGUAUCAUCAGAGAACGCGCAGAAUACGAAAACGCGAUACAAAGAGCGCUUUUGCGAGGCGUUUCCUGUUUGAACGUCGAAGCCUUGAGGGUUUUGAGGUCUCCGCCGAUCCCGUGUUGCACCCCUUGCAGCCCUUGUCCCCCUGGCAAUGUGGAGGCAACCGUGUGCAAGAGGGUCGCUUCGAACGGGAUGUCCAGAGGUUGCGUCACUCAACGAAGUGUCAGCGGAAAAUGCGUUCGAGAGCCAAUGACGGCGAAACGACCCUGUGGCAGUCCGUGUUGUUCGGCUGGUCGGAACCGGAAGACAGCGUCCAGCAACAGCAUGAUCUUCCUUCUUCAUCAAGGCGACGCAGAAAACCUCUGUGUCACUGACACUCCGCCGCCUCGGGUCUGCGGUCAGCCUGUCAUGAAGAAGAUCGAGAUACCACCGUGCCCGAGGUUCUGAUCACCGCUUUCUCCUUUCCCGAAGGACUAUCCACCGUUUCACCGCGGAACCGGAAGCACCUCGGCCAGAGCAGUCGCUCCUUCCGAUGCAACCCGGUGAAAAUGCAAUCCCGACGACGUUCUCGGAGUACGUCAUCGCGGUGAAAUGUCGCGCGUGACGUUGAGUUCGGCAGCGGUCAGCAACGUCGUGCCAUCGGAAGAAGUAAAAGUUCGCGAUACCGGGAAACGCGAACCGUUCGCGCGACCGUUUCGUUUUCGUUUUUUAAACGCUUUUGGGAAAGCUCGUGGGAAAACCCAUGGAAAUCGACUGGGUGGCUCCAUGGAAAUCGACAUCGGAAAGCAGAAAUUGACGAACAACACUGAAAAAUCGAACGCUGCACCAAAAGUCGCGCAACAUUCUCCGGACCUUCUCGAGUGACACCUUGAACCACGCCGCGAUUGGAAGCUCAAUGAAUGCGCAAUUAAUUCGACGGUAUUCGACAAUAAUACUUUGGAACGGAUCUAGCAUUCGUUGAUCUUCCUUGGUCGAUCUGCGAUCAUUCGAAGGGCUGACUGGCGAUUCGGUGCACGGUGUAAUAAAUAAAUUUCAACCCUCUGCGAUCCAGAUUGUCAUUAUUCGUGCUUCGAUCGAAAGUGAAAUUUAUUCCAUGGCCUCGUUAAUGUUCAAUUGAAAGAGGAUCUGCCUUCAGAAAUCAUUUUAUAAAUUUACAACGACUCGAUUGUAUAAAUCUGUGAAUCUGUAACUCUGUAACAUUGUAAAUCUAUGACCCUGUACAUCUGUAACUCUCUGACUCUGUAAAUCUGUAAAUCUGUAAAUCUGUAAAUCUGUAAAUCAGCGAAUCUGUAAAUCUUAUAGUAAAUCAUAGCGCAUAGAUUGCGUACGAUUGUCCAAAGCAGAACGAAAUAAAGUUGAUUGCAGCGUUUCAA